Molecule: messenger RNA, 1107 nt
Organism: Sesamum indicum (sesame)
Lineage: Eukaryota; Viridiplantae; Streptophyta; Magnoliopsida; Lamiales; Pedaliaceae
Product: F-box protein At2g26160-like
Molecular function (GO): protein binding
Source: RefSeq, a predicted model, not a curated record
AUGCCCUCUCCAAAGAGGAGCCCGGAUACUGAAACGUCCUUUGAUUGGGCAGAACUUCCGGUGGAACUCUCGGCCGCCAUUGCCAAACGCUUGGUUUCAAUUCGGGACUACAUUUCUUUCCGGGGAGUUUGUGAAUCUUGGCGAUCGGCCGCCACAUUUGAGAACUUCGACAGGGAAUAUCCUCGGGUUCCCUGGCUCAUGUACUUUAAUGUAGAAGAAGAGGGAAAAGAAAUUGCUGAAGGCACCAAGUUCUUGAACAUGUCCGAGAACAAGACUUACCAUACUACCGAUUUCCCUCCGGGCACCGGAGCGUACUUGUCAUGUAGGGGAUGGAUCCUUUAUAUUUCGGAGAACAUGGUUGAUGUCAAUUUGACCCACCCCGUAUGGCGCAUUAAAAUCGAGCUCCCGUGUUUGGACACUUUUCCAGCAUACAAACUUGAAGAUGGUGUCUCUCGUUUUAUUAGCAAGAUGGUUUUGUCAUGUAGCCCCACAACCAAGACUGAUCUUGUGGUUAUGGUGAUCUGGGGUGAAGGAAAUCAGCUGGGUUUUUCCAGGCCCGGAGACUCCUCUUGGACUGUGUUGGAUUCAUGGGAUGACUCAUUUUGUGAUAUUAUUUACCAUAAUGGGAGGUUAUAUGCAGUGGAUGUUAGGCGGAGGGUGGUCGAAUGUGAUAUCCAUGGCCCAAAUCCGGGCCAAAUACUGCAGGUUUUCAGCUUGCCAAAGGAUCAUGGUUUCUCCUUUUCUAAUAAAGACUUGUGCUAUUUUGUCGAGUCAUCUGGGAAGUUUCUGAUUGUUUCUCGACACUUCAACGACUGUAAAACCAUGAGGUUUCAAAUUCUUGAACUUGACUUGAUGGAUGGUAGUCACAAGGAGAUUUUUAAGCUGGGGAAGAGGGCCCUGUUCUUGGGUUUUAAUACUUCCUUCUGCCUCGAGCGUACUGCUUCGAUUAACUUAAAGCCUAAUUGUAUAUACUUCACGGAUCAUAUUUGGCGAUGCAUGCAUUUGGAUACUGGUGUCUAUUGCUUGUUCAAUGGGAGGAUCAAAGAUUUUGGUGGAUUUCCAGGGUCUGUUCAUGCUCCACCUCUAUGGGUUUUGCCUAGUUUUUGA